AAACCGACCAUUUCACGAGCUACAAAUUCACGAUAGUUUAGAGCAUCUGCGUUCAGUUCUAAUUAUAACUCUCGGAUUCGAUUUCACAGAAGGGGCGGAUAUUAUGCUUUUUUUUCCUCUGUAGAAGCUGAUGCGGUGUUGUAUGCAUUACAUACCGCGGUUGUUGCUGCAAGUUUAGCUGCUGACCACGAGAUAUCACUGCAGGAAAACAAUUUGAUGAUAAGAGCAUUCUUCCCGAUAGUGCAGUGAGGUAGAGAAAGAGCGACCCUCCAGGAUGAUUUUCCAAUUUUUUCUUCUCCUGGUGCUUGGUCACACGACAUCACACUUCAUCAUAAAAAAACCGGACUCAUGUGUGUCCGUCCUCCCGAGCCACAUAAUAAAUGAAAUCGAUAAUUAUCAGCCCGUGGUCAACAGAAUUAUUGAUGCAGCGAUAAACGGCAGCUUCAAAGGAACUACGUGGAAGGAGCUGGCAGUCUUUGUCGAUGAUUUUGGCCCAAGAUUUACGGGCACUGAAACUCUGGAGCGUGCGAUAGACUAUGUUCUUGAUAGAUCAAAGUCGCUAGGGUUGGAAAAUGUCCAUGGGGAGGUGGCUCCAGUCCCUCGGUGGAUCAGAGGAAAAGAGUCCGCAACCCUCCUAUCACCCCGUAAAAAAGACCUGCGAAUGUUGGGACUGGGUUACAGCGUUGGAACUCCUAAUAAUGGCAUAACAGCGGAUGCCAUUGUCGUUAGAAGUUUCGCUGAGCUGAAAAGACGAGCUGACGAGGUACCCGGAAAAAUAGUAGUUUACAAUCAGGACUUCGUGUCUUACGGGGAAACUGUGAUCUAUCGAUCUUCCGGUGCCAGUGAAGCCGCUAAACUCGGAGCCGUUGCUACCCUGAUCAGAUCAAUUACUCCAUUUUCAAUUUAUUCACCGCACACCGGAAUGAUGAAUUAUGAAAUGAAUAUUACGAGAAUUCCCGCGGCUUGCAUCACGAUUGAAGACGCUGAAUUUCUGGGGAGAUUGGCAGCUCGAGGAAAAAGAAUCAGCAUUUUGCUGAAGAUGGAAGCGCAUCAAUUGCCGGAUGUGCAAUCUCGAAACGUAAUCACUGAGAUAGUUGGCAGCACCAAGCCAAGCAAAACGGUGGUAGUAUCGGGUCAUAUUGACAGUUGGGAUGUUGGCCAGGGUGCAAUGGACGAUGGUGCUGGUGCUUUUGUAUCCUGGAAUUCAUUGUUACUCCUAAAAGCCCUAAAUCUUCGUCCUAAGAGAACUAUAAGGGCCAUCAUGUGGACGGCUGAGGAAAUGGGAAUUGUCGGUGCGGAUUACUACAUCAAGCAGCACAAACACGAAGAGGCGGAUCUUCAGUUCGUUAUGGAGUCUGACUAUGGUACCUUCACACCUUUGGGACUAGAGGCUAAUGGUGCACCUGCUGUUGUAUGCAUUCUUCAAAGGAUUAUGAAGCUUUUGUCGGUUAUGACUCCGUUGAAGGUUCGAACCCCGGGGACGGGGCCUGAUAUUGGGGGUUGGAUCGACGCUGGAGUACCAGGCGCAUCCCUGUGGAAUGAUGCAGAGAGGUAUUUCUGGUUUCAUCACAGCGAUGGUGAUACUAUGACUGUAGAGGAUACCGGAAGUCUGGAUAUGAUCACUGCUCUUUUCGCAGCUACCUCCUAUAUCUUGGCGGAUAUUAGUGUCGAUAUGCCGAGGCAGUACUCAGGGCUGGAAAGUGAAUCCAGGCGUUGAUACGACAAUCGUUGGUUUUUACUACUUAAACUAAAAUUUUGGAGAUUAAUAAAUUAUGGAUCAUUAUCCAAAGUCGGUUUUUUCAUGUAGUUGUGGGAAUCAUAGGUGUGGAUUUCAAUAUCAAAUAGCACAAAAUCGAAAAGAUGUGUCUUCUGUUCUUCAUGGAGUCCGACUAUUAUAUCUUAAAACCUCCGGGGUUAAAGGCUAAGGGCGCACCCGUUAUCCGUUAUAGUAUUCAAGGGAUUAUGAAGUUAUUAUCAAUUCAUUUUCACUGCUUUCAUCCACGUGGGAUUUAAAUUUCAAAACUUUUCUAUUCAUUUGGUUUUAUGAUGAGAGCAGUAAUUACUGACUUUCAUCAGUUAUGUCUCCGUCGGAGGUUUGAACACCAAAGGCCAAGGGGUAGAUGUAAAAUUUUGUAAAUGAAAAAAAUGAUGAAAAUUGUUCAACUGAUGAUAACUCUUUAUCUAAAA
Messenger RNA from Diachasmimorpha longicaudata, 2187 nucleotides. Its product is annotated as carboxypeptidase Q-like. Gene Ontology annotation, biological process: peptide catabolic process; proteolysis. The transcript is spliced from 7 exons. The record is from RefSeq and is a predicted model, not a curated record. Gene Ontology annotation, molecular function: metallodipeptidase activity. The coding region runs from base 275 to 1717 and encodes 480 amino acids. Lineage: Eukaryota; Metazoa; Arthropoda; Insecta; Hymenoptera; Braconidae.